CACUAGAGCAGAGCAAGUUUCCGCAAAUGCUGAAUGGAACUCCUGCUUCAAGCACAGUCAGUGGUGGGAUGGAUCCCUUUCAUGCCUGUAGCAUUCUCCAGCAGCUCAAAACAAUGUAUGAUGAAGGCCAGCUGACAGAUAUCGUGGUGGAAGUGGAUCAUGGGAAAACUUUUUCUUGUCAUCGGAACGUUCUUGCUGCAAUUAGCCCUUACUUCAGAUCAAUGUUCACAAGUGGCCUUACUGAGAGUACCCAGAAAGAAGUCCGGAUUGUUGGGGUUGAAGAAGAGUCCAUGCAUUUAGUACUGAAUUAUGCCUAUACCUCCAGAGUAACACUGACAGAGGCCAAUGUCCAAGCUUUGUUCACUGCAGCUAGUAUCUUCCAGAUUCCGUCUAUCCAGGACCAGUGUGCUAAAUACAUGAUCAGCCAUUUGGACCCCCAGAACUCGAUCGGAGUGUUUAUCUUUGCUGAUCACUAUGGGCAUCAGGAAUUGAAAGUCACAUCACAAGACUACAUUCGUAAGAAGUUCCUGAGUGUCACCAAAGAACAAGAAUUUCUCCAGCUGAGAAAAGACCAACUCGUAAGCAUACUGGACAGCAAUGAUUUAAACGUUGACAAGGAGGAGCAUGUCUACGAAAGCAUUAUACGGUGGUUUGAACAUGAGCCCAACAAAAGAGAAGCCCACUUGCCAGAGAUUUUUGCCAAAUGCAUCCGCAUGCCCCUCUUGGAUGCAGAAUUUGUAGAGAAAAUCCCUCCCAUGUUUGCACAGGCUAUAGCCCAAAACUGUGUACAGAAAGGACAAAGUAGUGCCAAUGGCUAUACCCAGCGGCUCGGAAUGACUGCUUCGGAAAUGAUCAUCUGCUUUGAUGCUGCUCACAAACACUCAGGAAAGAAGCAAACAGUGCCUUGUUUAGAUUCCAUCACAGGGAGAGUGUUCAAACUAUGCAAACCGCCCAACGAUUUGCGGGAGGUAGGGAUACUCGUUUCUCCUGACAAUGACAUCUACAUUGCCGGGGGUUACCGACCAAGCAGCAGUGAGGUCUCCAUAGACCACCGAGCAGAAAGUGACUUUUGGAUGUACGAUCAUUCGGGCAAUCGAUGGAUCCCUAAAGCCCCACUGCUGCGUGCCAGGAUAGGCUGCAAAUUGGUUCACUGCUGUGGUAAACUCUACGCAAUAGGUGGUCGCGUUUAUGAAGGAGACGGGCGUAACUCGCUGAAAUCUGUGGAGUGCUACGACAGCCGAGAGAACUGCUGGACAGCUGUCUCUGCAAUGCCUGUAGCAAUGGAGUUUCAUAACGCAGUGGAAUAUAAAGACCAUAUCUAUGUUUUACAGGGAGAAUUUUUCCUCUGCUACGAUCCCCGAAAGGAUUACUGGGGUUUCUUAACUCCCAUGGCUGUGCCUAGGAUCCAGGGUUUGGCAGCUGUCUACAACAACUCCAUCUACUACAUUGCUGGAACCUGUGGAAACCAUCAGCGUAUGUUUACCGUAGAGGCCUAUGACAUUGAAUUGAACAAGUGGACUCGAAAGAAAGACUUCCCGUGUGACCAGUCCAUCAACCCCUACAUUAAACUUGUCAUCCUCAAAAACAAACUUCACUUGUUUGUGCGAGCUACUCAAGUCACUGUCGAAGAGCAUGUCUUCAGAACCAGCAGGAAGAAUUCUCUCUAUCAGUAUGAUGAAGUUAAUGACGAGUGGCAGAAGGUCUAUGAGACUCCCGAUAAACUCUGGGAUCUUGGACGUCAUUUUGAAUGUGCUGUUGCUAAAUUGUAUCCGCAGUGUCUUCAGAAAGUUAUUUGA
Messenger RNA from Euleptes europaea (tarantolino), 1796 nucleotides. RefSeq names its product kelch repeat and BTB domain containing 8 (gene KBTBD8). The record is from RefSeq and is a predicted model, not a curated record. Gene Ontology annotation, biological process: neural crest cell development. Gene Ontology annotation, molecular function: protein binding. Lineage: Eukaryota; Metazoa; Chordata; Lepidosauria; Squamata; Sphaerodactylidae. The coding region runs from base 27 to 1796 and encodes 589 amino acids. The transcript has 3 exons.